Sorghum bicolor (sorghum) is the source of this 1316-nucleotide messenger RNA. Its product is annotated as probable WRKY transcription factor 50. NCBI's taxonomy places the organism in Eukaryota, Viridiplantae, Streptophyta, Magnoliopsida, Poales, Poaceae. The transcript is spliced from 3 exons. Gene Ontology annotation, biological process: regulation of DNA-templated transcription. Gene Ontology annotation, molecular function: DNA-binding transcription factor activity; sequence-specific DNA binding. The coding region runs from base 223 to 882 and encodes 219 amino acids. The record is from RefSeq and is a predicted model, not a curated record.
GCGACCCCCGCAGCAGCUCCGAACCUUCUCCCAGCCAUCCAGCCCAGGAAGCUCACCGGGAAGCCGGUGCAAAACCCCCCCAAGAUCACAUCCCCGCCAUCCCCCCGCUACAAAUCCCCCGGUCGACGUCCCCCACUCCCCCAUGCGCACCGGCAGCUCACCGAUCCCCGGAGCCGCUACUACUAUAAAUACAAAGCUUCCCCGGCGGUGGUCUAGCCGGCCAUGGCGGCAGUCGGAGCGCGCCCAGUGCUGUACCACCACCCGGCGCCGGCGGGCGACGCCGCCUCCAUGUCCUCCUACUUCUCCCAGGGAGGCAGCUCCACCACCUCCAGCUCCGCGUCCGCCAGCUUCUCCGCCGCGCUCGCGCCGACGACGACCACGCUCGCCGAGCAGUUCGACAUCUCCGAGUUCCUCUUCGACGACGCGGGAGUCGCCGGCGCGCCAGGCGUGUUCGCCGAUGGCUCGGCCCCCGUCGUCGUGUCGGAUGCCGCCGCCGCUGCUGGUGGUGGUGCAAUCAGCGCAGCCGCUGGGAGCGCGGCUGCGGCGGCGGAGGCCGUGCCGGAGCGGCCGCGGACGGAGCGGAUCGCGUUCCGGACGAGGUCGGAGAUCGAGAUCCUGGACGACGGCUACAAGUGGAGGAAGUACGGCAAGAAGUCCGUCAAGAACAGUCCCAACCCAAGGAACUACUACCGGUGCUCGACGGAAGGGUGCAACGUGAAGAAGCGGGUGGAGCGGGACAGGGACGACCCCAGCUACGUGGUGACGACAUACGAGGGGACGCACAACCACGUCAGCCCCAGCACGGUGUACUACGCCAGCCAGGACGCCGCCUCCGGCCGCUUCUUCGUCGCCGGCACGCAGCCGCCGGGCUCCCUCAACUAAUCCCGAUGGCCCACCAGCGUCGCGACGUUCCGCUCCGGUCCACCGCACAGUGUUUCGAUUCCCAGAUGGCAGCUAGCUGAGCUAGCUACACUACUACUAGUAGGAUAGGCCGAUACCCGAUAGGUGAUCAGCUGGGUUUCCCGAGGUGGAUUUCUCGUUUGGGUUUCUAGCACAGCUCCUCUCUCUUUUCCCCUCCGGUCCUUUUCGUGUUCCGAUCGUGGAAAGGGCCCGGCGGCUGGCUGUUGCGACUUGCGAUCGAAUAGUAUGUAGUGGUGCUGCUGCUGUUCAUGCUGGGGUCAAGAGGUUUAAUUUCCCCAUUGCCUUGAGCUCAGCUAAAUUAGUCCGGGAAAUGUAGCAGAUACUGCAUUGACCGUGCAAUAAGAUGUACAGAAUCUGAUACUUAUAUUAGAAUACAUCUUUUGUUUGCAGCGCAA